UCUCCACUCCCACCACCACCCCUUGCCCCGUGUCUGCCUUAUCUUUCUCGCCUUCAAAAAAAAUAUGCACUCGUCAGCGUGGAGCUUGAGGUUAAAAUCUACAAUUUUGUUUGUGUAGUUUGGACUCGGAUUGUUUCUAAAGUUGUCUUUCAUUGUACCAGUCUAAGGCCUGACACUGAUUAUAACUAGAUCUAGUGCUCGACUACAAACAGAUUUUUAUAUUAAAAAAAUGGAUGCCACAGAAUUUCGCCAGGAGGGACGUGAAAUGGUUGAUUUCAUCUCGAACUACCUGGAAAAUAUCGGUGAUCGCCUGCCAAUGCCAAACGUUUUACCUGGUUACCUGAAGGACAUGCUUCCUGCUGAGGCACCAACGGAUGGGGAGUCGUGGGAGGCCGUUAAAAACGAUAUAGAAAGAGUCAUCAUGCCCGGUGUAACCCACUGGCAGAGCCCACACUUUCAUGCUUAUUUUCCCACUGGUAGCUCAUACCCAGCAAUUUUGGGAGAUAUGUUGUCAGAUGCCAUUGGAUGUCUUGGAUUUUCUUGGGCUGCAAGCCCUGCAUGCACUGAGUUAGAAGUGUCUAUGUUGGACUGGCUUGCUAAAAUGCUCAAUCUACCCAAACAGUUUCUCUUUAGUAAAGAAGGAAAUGGUGGUGGUGUAAUUCAGGGUACAGCAAGUGAGGCAACAUUAGUUGCUCUUCUGUCUGCAAGAACUACAACAAUAAACAAACUGCAAAAAGAAAACCCAAACCUAACACAAGGAUCAAUACUUGACAAGCUAAUUGCUUAUACAUCAGAUGAGUCCCAUUCAUCUGUCGAGAGAGCUGGACUCAUUGGCAUGGUUCAAAUACGUGCUUUGUCUUCAGAUGAAAAUGGUUCUCUGAGGGGUACAGUGCUGGAAUCUUCAAUUAAAGAAGACAAAGAAAAGGGGCUAAUCCCUUUUUUUCUGUGCGCAACUUUGGGUACCACAUCCACCUGUGCAUUCGAUAACCUCUCUGAACUUGGGCCUCUGUGUGAUAAGCAUGAUAUAUGGCUGCAUGUGGAUGCUGCUUAUGCUGGAAGUGCUUUUAUAUGUCCAGAGUUUAGGCAACCACUCAAUGGAGUUGAGUAUGCUACGUCUUUUAACUUCAAUCCUCACAAAUGGUUGCGUGUCAACUUUGAUUGUGCUGCAAUGUGGAUUAAAGAUGUAAAUCUUGUCAGUGGAGCCUUUGAAGUAAAUCCUCUAUACUUAAAGCAUGAAAACCAAGGAAACUCCAUGCCAGACUACAGGCACUGGCAGAUCCCAUUUGGUAGAAGAUUUAGAUCUCUCAAGCUGUGGUUUGUUCUUCGAAUGUUUGGUGUUAAAGGAUUACAAGAACAGAUUAGAAAGGAUGUAUCACUAGCUCAUCAGUUCAAAGCUCUGGUAGAAAGUGAUCAAAGAUUUGAAAUAGUAAGAAAAGUGACUCUUGGGCUCGUUUGCUUUCGGCAUAAAGGUUCUAACGAACUGAAUGAAGUACUGUUGAAGAAGAUAAAUAAUGAUCGCAGAAUCCACCUUGUUCCAUCAAAGAUUAAAGAGACAUAUUUUCUAAGAUUUGCUGUCUGUGCUAGUAGCACCAAGGCUUCAGAUGUCAAUUAUGCUUGGGCUGUUAUUAAAGAACUUUGUGAUAAUUUGUAGAUAAAAAACACAAAUGUUUAUGGUUGAUAAAGACACUAUGAAUUAAGAAAUAAAGUAAGCAUAUUG
Physella acuta is the source of this 1717-nucleotide messenger RNA. Its product is annotated as aromatic-L-amino-acid decarboxylase. The record is from RefSeq and is a predicted model, not a curated record. Lineage: Eukaryota; Metazoa; Mollusca; Gastropoda; Physidae. Gene Ontology annotation, biological process: catecholamine metabolic process; serotonin biosynthetic process; amino acid metabolic process. Gene Ontology annotation, cellular component: cytoplasm. Gene Ontology annotation, molecular function: aromatic-L-amino-acid decarboxylase activity; pyridoxal phosphate binding.